AUGAGUCAAUCAUCUUUGAUUGUACGAAAAGGUGGACCCUCCAAUGCUACUCGUGGCCAAACAAACACUGAGGACGACAUCAUCCGCAUCCCUGAUUGCAAUCUGAACGACGCAAAAGAACGUUUCCGCCUUACCCUUAUCGGCCGCGUCUUUCACCUCCGCGGACGCAGCAUCGACGCGCUGAUCAAUCUCCUCCCACGCCCUCGGAUAUGGAACGUAGAAGGAAGGGUUCGAGGGCUUAACCUUGGAAAUAGUCGUUUUCAGUUUGAUUUUGACAACGAAGUGGACCUCCAAACGGUGCUCAAUAAACGCCCAUGCCACUUCAAUCAAUGGAGCUUCGCCCUAGAGCGCUGGGAGCCCUUUACCAGUGAGAACUUCCCAAACACAAUCCCCUUCUGGAUAAAUGUAACGGGAGUCCCAGUUCACUUCUGGAAUGACAAAACUUUUACGGAGAUCGCAAAUGCCCUCGGAAAAAAACUUCUCAUAGAUGAUAAGAAGGCACGAAUCCAAGUCUCUAUUGACGCUGAUAAACCUCUCCAGUUUGAGCGCAGAAUCGGUUUCCCAAAUGGAGACAUUGGCAAAGUUUCCCUCGCAUACGAGGGUCUCCACCGCUACUGCUUCACCUGCAAUCUCAUUUCCCAUGAUGAAAAUACCUGCCCUCAGCUUUCGCCAGAGGAGCGCGAAAUAAAGAGAAAGCAGAGAGCGGAAAAUCACGUCAUCAACGACAAUCAGAGACCUCUCAUUCAAGGAACUCAAGGAUAUAACUCGGGGAACUCCCUCAAGAGGCCACGAUCCCCAAUUUAUGGGAGACACCAUAGUCCACGGUCCUUUUCGAAAGACGAUGAGCUGUACCGCAAUGAUAAAAGACGCAAGAACUCCCCUUCAAAGGACUCGAAGGAUACAAGGGGAAAUGGCUACCAAACCCGAGACCAUAUUAGCUCAGGUCGACUGGACAACCGUCACUCUCAUUCCAACAAGGAGGUGUGGAGUAGACUAGAAAUCCCAAGCGACAGAGAGCAUCAACAGCGAGGAAACAGGGAUCAUCACCAUUCCCAAAGCAACUCUCGACAGCGAUCUCUAUACCAAGCGCCUCAUCACAAGAAAUCCUCCACUAUGGAGUGGCACCAGCGUAACUAUAACGACGCGAAGCGUGCCAGAGCUCCCCCCUCAAGGGACGCUCGCCAUGCCCCCCUACGCUCGCCCGGAACGAUCUCGAGCAACCUAUGA
This is a messenger RNA of Brassica napus (rape), 1227 nucleotides long. RefSeq lists its product as uncharacterized. The record is from RefSeq and is a predicted model, not a curated record. Bases 1 to 1227 code for a protein of 408 amino acids. NCBI's taxonomy places the organism in Eukaryota, Viridiplantae, Streptophyta, Magnoliopsida, Brassicales, Brassicaceae. The transcript has a single exon.